CCGUCCGACUGAAGGGAAGGAACAGUUGACCCAUGGAGGAAAUGUCUCAAACAAAAACAUCUUCAUCUCUUCUGGUCGUUUCUUCAGACUCCCAUAAUCAAAGUAUUCUGAGGAACUUUGACCGGCUCAGGAAAAGAGACCUCCUGUGUGACGUCACUCUCGUUGUGGAGAAUGUGCGCUUCAAGGCACAUAAAGCCCUGCUGGCAGCAAGCAGUGCGUACUUCUCCAACAUGUUGACGGCAGAAGACCAGAUCCAUCAGUCCAAGUACCAUCUGGAUGGGAUGACACCAAUCAUCUUUGCCACCGUACUGGAGUUCAUCUACAACGCCCGAGUGUUGGUGGAGGACAGCACCACGGAGACUCUCCUGGCUGCAGCUCGUCUCAUCGAGGUCAGUGAACUGGUCAGAGUCCUCACUGAACUCACGAGUUCUACAGAAGCCAAGCGAGACAACUCGAAAGUAAACAAAGCUGAGCUGCCGGAUCUGCUGAAGCGCAAAAGAGGACGACCAAAGAAGGACAUCCAUGCGCUCUGUGAGAGUUCAGACCAGAGGCAGGCUGGAGAAACUGUAACGUCUAAAGACACGAAGGAUUCUAACCCUGGAGCCGAGCAGAGACGUCACAGCAGACGCAAGAUCAGAACUCCGGUGAAGUACAAGGGCUACAGAAUCGAGCCUGAUGCAGCAGAAAGCAAAGAGUCUGAAAGGAGGGACUGCCGAAAAAAGUAUCCCAACACAGAGGCCCGAUGUGAGGACUGUGGAAAAGUCUUCAAACACCACCUGUUUUUAAAGAUUCAUCGAAGGACUCACACUGGGGAGAAGCCGUUCCACUGCUCAGUUUGUGAGAAGACCUUCACCCAGAAGCACACACUGCUGGCUCACCAGCGCAUACAUACAGGAGAGAAGCCAUUUGUUUGCACCAUCUGCUCCAAAGCACUUUCCACCAGAAGCUGCCUGCAGGAGCACAUGAACCUCCAUGACGUUGAAAAGGUCUUUGAGUGUGACACAUGUGGAAAGAUUUUUAAUCAGAAGAAGCAACUUCAGAGCCAUUAUAGAGUCCAUACAGGUAAAUCAUUACCAGAAUGUGCUCAGUGUCACCACAGGUUCAUGGAUUCAGCACAACUGAAGAAACACCUCAGAACUCACACAGGGGAGAAACCGUUCACCUGUGAGAUCUGUGGGAAUGGUUUCACAGUUAAAAGCUCUCUGCAGAUUCACAUCAGGAUUCACAGAGGUGAGAAGCCGUACCAGUGCCACAUCUGUAACAAGUCCUUCUCAGACCCCAGUGCGAGGAGACGACACGUCGCCUCCCACUCAGGAAAAAAACCCUACACCUGCUCCGUCUGCAGCCUUUCGUUUACACGCCUGGACAACCUGAAAACACACACCAAAUCCCACAACAAGGAGCGAGCCGCCUCUGUGGAGGCACCACCUCCACCGCAGGAGGAGGUCCAGCUGCAGCCGUUCCAGCCACCCCUCAGCUCUGAGCAGGAGAUCCAGCUGCUGGUGACUGAGGGCGAGGACAACUUUAACUUUGUACCAAGUCAGGAUCAGGAACUGAACCUCAUCCCUGCAGAAACAACAGGGCAGUCCAGGCUCACACUCCUCACACAGCCCUCAGGACACGUGCAGAACGUAGCUCUGCUGGCUCAGGGUGACGUCGUUACUCAGGUGCCUCCAGUUCAUCCAGGCGGCACGCUGGAGGACCACCAGUCUGAGCAAAUGCAUGUCAUCACUCUGAGUAAGGAAGCCAUGGAGCACCUGCAGGUCCACCACAGUUCUGCACAGCCGCUCCAGAUGAGCCGUCCCAUCCAGCAGCUGCAGCUGAUGCACCAACCUGUGGCUCAGGUGAGCAGGGAGCAGCACAGCCAGGGCAUCCACAUCAGCAGCCAGAGCAGCCAGCCCAUCCAUAUCAGCCAGACCAGCCAGCAGAUCUCCAGCCACCACAUCCACGGACAGACCUUCCAGAUCCAGGCUGGAACUGUCUCCUACCUGUACACGACGGGGCUGCCACAGGACACCUGAGACCUGAAAGUAAUCCUGCCACUGCUAUAUUCCCGGUUUCCUCUAGAACCUCUACAGCACAGUUUGAUUUGGCUCUCUGUAGUUCUAAGGCAUGGAUUAAGUCAUGAGCUACUCACAACAACCCGAUCCAUCGCUACCAUGGUCCUCCAUUGUUGUGUUACAAAUCUUUUCUGUGUCGUUGUCUUCUGCCAUGUUUAAUGGUGGCUGGCAAAAAGCUUAAUGAAGAAUAACUGCCACCAGCUGGUACAUCAGGGGUGGGCAAUCCUGGUCCUCGAGGGCCGCAGCCCUGUACGUUUUA
This is a messenger RNA of Austrofundulus limnaeus, 2319 nucleotides long. It is a transcript of the gene zbtb24, whose product is annotated as zinc finger and BTB domain containing 24. The transcript has 7 exons. Gene Ontology annotation, molecular function: protein binding; DNA-binding transcription factor activity, RNA polymerase II-specific. Gene Ontology annotation, biological process: regulation of transcription by RNA polymerase II. Gene Ontology annotation, cellular component: nucleus. Bases 33 to 2021 code for a protein of 662 amino acids. The record is from RefSeq and is a predicted model, not a curated record. NCBI's taxonomy places the organism in Eukaryota, Metazoa, Chordata, Actinopteri, Cyprinodontiformes, Rivulidae.